AAUUUGCUGGGUGUGGCUUCCAGUAUGUAUUUCUUGCUUAACUCUAAUCUAGUCGUCAAUACGCACUUCUUGCAAACUUCACAAGGCCACUUGACUUUUGGAAUGCAGCGGUCAUUAGCAGCAAAUUCCAGACCUUCCCGGCCUUGUUUUUCUCACUAAGCUUGGCUCUUCUUCCAGCGUACCGCGCAAAUACUUAUUUUACUCUGACAGAGAAAUCAGGACCAGAUGACCAGACCGUCUCUAUCUUAGCUCCGAAAGGUCCGCGACACGUGAACGGGAUGACAAAGUCGCUGGGCGACUCCUCCACCGCCGGGAUUACAAGCCAUAGCUUAGAGUGGGGAAAGGCUCCGCCAGACCCGGAGCACAGGCGGGACUGUAAGCCCCGCCCACCAAGCCCCGCCCCGGCCAGAACGCCCCACCUCGGAAGGCAAUAGACCGGCGUGCUUUGCGCCGCUGGGUGCGGCGCGGGAGUCUCGCUUUCCAAGGCUUCUGCAGAGCCACCGCGGCCGCCAUCACACACCUGCCUGACAGAUGGAGAACUGAUUCCGUGAAGCCCCCAGGUGGUCUGGCUCUGGAGCCCAGACUCUAAGAACCGUGUAGCCCCAGAGGCUGCUCAGUCUGUAACCUGACAGAACAACCGGCUGACUUCUCUUAUUCUUGGCCACAUUAUCUGCAGAGGCAGUACUCAUGGCUGGUCCUCUGUGGAGGGCCGCAGCCUUUAUACAGAGACACAGGUCAGGCCUCUUGGUGGGUUCCUGUGUGGGCCUGUUUGGGGUUCAAAUCUCAUUUCACCUCUUCUCAGAUCCCAUAGUCCAAUGGCUCUACCAGUACUGGCCUCAGGGCCAGCCGGCUCCUCUUUCCCCUCAGCUCCAGAAGCUCUUCCAAGAGGUGCUACAGGACAUGGGUGUCCCCUCGGGUCACUGCUACAAGCCUUUCACUGCCUUCACUUUCCAGCCCGUGAGUGCUGGCUUCCCAAGAUUUCCUACUGGGGCCGUGGUGGGAAUCCCUGCCAUCUUUCUGGAUGGCUCUGUGACCGCCAUCGACCAUACUGUGAUCAUACAUGGGCAAAGAGUGGAUUGGCAAAGCCCAGCAGGCACCAGGCUGAGAGACGCCCUGACCCUGUCUCAUAAUGCUCAGAAGUUUGCCUUAGCCAAAGAGGUGGUAUACCUGGAGAGCAAUGCGGCUGCCCUGCAGAGCCUGCCAGCCCCGGCUUGCCUCGCAGGAACCUGGGUACUAAGUGUGGGUGUCAAGCAUGCCCUGGGGCUCUAUAGAGGACCCUUGAGCCUUCGAGCUGCCUUCAAUUUGGUGGCAAUAGUGGCAAGCUUCGUGACCUACACCUUUUCCAAGGACUCCCUCACUGUCGCCCUGGAAGGCUGGCUGGAUCGCCGCACAGCCUCUCUGUCUGCAGCCUAUGCCCAGGGUGGAGUGGAAUUCUAUGAGAAGAUCCUGUCAGGCAACCUGGCCCUCCGAAGUCUCCUGGGCAGACAAGGGGAGAAGCUGUACACACCAAGUGGAAACAUCGUUCCCAGACACUGGUUCCGCAUUAGACAUUUACCCUACACCACCCGCCGGGACUGUCUACUACAGAUGUGGAGGGGGGCACUCAACCCAGGGCGCUCCUGAGAAGCCAGGCAACAGGGCACCCCUGGUUCACAUAGGCACCACCCUGUGAUGAAUUCUGGGGGAGUCUCUUGAUAUGGUCGCUUCCACAGCCCAAGGUCAGAACAGUGACCAUCUUUGGAGUUAAAGAGCUCAAUUCUGCCCUCACCAUGAAUGAAUAUGGUAUCUGUGGGGUGAGUCCCUAAAUCAAUCUGAGUCGUGUUUACCUCAAAUGGGAAGUGGGAAGUGUUGGACUGCAUGAGAUUGUGAACCUGGGGGCCUGGUGGCAGAGAGAGAAGCAUAAGUGAAAUAAAUGGGGUGCUCAUCCUUCUCGAUCGUAAAUAAAUGGGGUGCUCAUCCUUCUUGCUCUCUGAAUUCCAGUGGGCUAUGGAAGACGCCCAUGCAUCCCUGCCAGACAUGCCCCUGGUCUAUCAUCUGUCUCCCACAGUGGAGAACCACCCCAGUCUACCUGACGUCAGAUAGUUUAACUUAUUCCUCGCGUUUAACCCUUGGACAGGAGACCCCCACAGGGCGGGAUGAGAGCUGUGGUCAGGGAGCCAGGCCUAAGUUGCCCAUUUAUGUUACCUUCUAGCUGGAAAUCGCAUCUUCCCUGGGGUAUUCCGGAAGGCUGUGGGCCUAGGAUCAGUAUAACUCUGGGAAAGGGAUUAGGCCACACUGAGGGAAGGGCACUGUGGCAGCUUGUGUUCCUUGUAGAACACCUAAAAGGAGGGUGAACCAGGCCAGACUGGAGUGACAGCGUGGGAUACCACUAGUUUCUGCCCAGUCUUUGUAUGUGAUUGAGGGUUCAGUGUGCUGCCAGCUGCAGGUCCUUCCCCUGGGCGUGACAGGCUGAGCUACCCAGGACAGGGACUUCACACAUCUUGCAGGUCCCUAGCACCUAGGAUGGCGUCCAACAUGGGCCUGAUAAAUGGAUGAUGUUUCCUUUUCUGUUGAUGUGGUAAAGACACUGAUCAAGAGCAACUCCAGCAGAGUUUACUUGGCUCACACUUCCAAGUCAUCCAUCUUUGAGGGAAUUCAGAGCAGGAACUCAAGGCAGGAGCCGUAGAAGAAGGCUCCCCUCCAUUAUCUUCAGGAAGAAUUUGUACCUGGCCUUGCACAGUGAUAUCUGGAGGGCACAAGUAACUAUGGCUUUGGUUUGUUUUAGGAUUUGAGAUGAGGUCUCAGUGUUUCCCAGGGUGGUCUCAAACUCAUGGGUUCAAGUGGUCUUGCCACCUCAGCCCCACUGAGUAGCUGGCACUGCAGGUGCCCCACCAGACCCAUGCAGAGAGUGGGGCUGCGCACCUGUGAUCGCAGCAUUUGGGAGGUCUGGGCAGGAGGAUUACUAGUUUGAGGCCAGGCUGUGCUAUAUAGUGAAACCCUGUCUUAGGAUAGCAAAACCCUGGGCAUGGUGGCUCCACCUGUGAUCCCCAGCCCUUAGCAGAUUGAAGCAGAGGGGCUAGCCUGGGUUACAUAGUGAUGAGUUCCAGACUGAGCUAGGCUGUGACCCUGUCUCAAAAGGCAAGACUAGUCUGUCUCCUCACCCCCCCGGCUUCCUGUUGUACCUUCCUCCAAGACACCUUCCAUGAGAGGUGAGCAGAAGCAGGUGAUGUUUUCCUGAAACUCCAGAAUGGUCAGCUAAA
This is a messenger RNA of Alexandromys fortis (reed vole), 3239 nucleotides long. RefSeq names its product transmembrane protein 177 (gene Tmem177). Gene Ontology annotation, cellular component: membrane. The coding region runs from base 688 to 1623 and encodes 311 amino acids. The record is from RefSeq and is a predicted model, not a curated record. NCBI's taxonomy places the organism in Eukaryota, Metazoa, Chordata, Mammalia, Rodentia, Cricetidae. The transcript has 2 exons.